Anopheles merus is the source of this 1447-nucleotide messenger RNA. RefSeq lists its product as uncharacterized. The transcript is spliced from 2 exons. Bases 350 to 901 code for a protein of 183 amino acids. Lineage: Eukaryota; Metazoa; Arthropoda; Insecta; Diptera; Culicidae. The record is from RefSeq and is a predicted model, not a curated record.
UUUGCGGUGGUGACUUGGCGCAGUGUGUAACUCGCUCUGGCUAGCGAACAGCGCCGUUCUGUGCAAAUCUCCAGACUGUUCCGUUUGGGCUGUGAAUAGCGUUAACCGAAAGCGUUUGCUUUGCUGCUUGUGGUGUGUUUGGAAGCGCCAGAUCGAUACUGGUGGCGUGCAGUUUAGAAUAUUAUCGCUCUGGAUAGAACCUUCCAAUCUAGAGGUGUUAUAACAGUGGACCAAUAUUGGGGCAGUGUAGCCUGUAGCGGCAGUGUAGCGUUGUGAUUGUGAAACCAGCUCAACUCGACAAGCAACCGUCGCUAAAAACAGUCCCAGCCUCGAAGGGUUUCUGUCAGCGAUGAAGUCACGCAGCUCCUGCGGUCAUCUGGCGCAGGCAAUGGUGAUGGUGUGGCUGCUGCACGCUUCCACACUGCUGCUAUCAUCCACCAACGGCCAGGAGUACGACAGCAGCUAUGAAGAGCAUCUCAACUUUAGCGAUGUGUUUACGGACAUUGCGGAGGACCUAACGACCGGCUACAGCCAUGGUGGUCCGGAGACCAUCCACACAGCCUUCCGGAGCCACUGUCAGGCCUGCCAGUUCCGGAACGUGUACGCGAUGGCUUCGCUCAAAUCGAUCCAAGCGCACGUACUGAUGAAGCUCGGCAUUGAAUCCAUGCCGAACAGGACGCAGUACCCGAAGAUACCGCGCCACAUUUUGGAAAGCUUCACCAGGCAGGAGGGUGUGCCCCUGCACUCGCCCAGCAUGGUGCGCGAUACGGACUACAUGGCGGACGAACCGUCCGCCGGCGUGGAGGAGAUCGAGGAGGACUUUGACUACUAUCCGAUCACGAACAAGAUCUACAUUCUGGCGAAACGAAAAGCAAACCGACCGAAAACACUCGAAUCAUAAAGCGUUUUUAGUUUUUAAGAUUAGAAUUUUAAGCACCUGGGGAUAUAAUACAUUUUGAAUAUUAAUUAUUUCCUUUCCAGUUUACCUAACGUUUAUCUUUGACCUUUAUUUCAGACUUUGUCGAUUAAUUUCAGUCGCUAUGUUCGAUAUAAAUUAUUAACCCAUUUCUUUCGUUUCAGUAGGAUUAUCUUACAAUCUCGAAGCUCUUCUCCUUUCCAGGCCACUUCGAUGAAGCUCAGGCUCAGGUGAUUUCACCCGGCUUACCAGCAACCAUCCGAGGCCUUCCUUAUCUCGCGACGCGCUCAAGGGUACGAGCAAAAAGGGAUCAUUUAUAAGGAUUUAUCUCAAACGUUCGAGCCACUUUAGGGCCGCCCCAUCCAAUUGGAUAUAUUUGAACAUCCCGUUUAAGCUUGUCCCGAGUGGUUUAAAUUAAUCGACACGCUCUUCAAUGUCGUUGUCGGGGCACUUUCCGUGCUUAAAUGAAAACCGGGCACGAAAGGACACAAAUAAAAGUUCCCUCUUGGAAGGUAAUUAUUCACACUUCUU